AUGCCUCCUCGGAAUGUCGCCUCAGUGGCGCCAGCCAACAGAAAUUCUUCGACCUCGUACGUCUCUGGCAUUGAUUUCGGCUCCGAUCACAAAAAGGUGUCCCAGGACAUCAAGAUCUCUGAUAGCGAGCAAAAUAAUGGCGAGGAAUCAGAGCCGGGCCAGCUGAAGCGUCGUCUCAAGAGCCGACACUUGCAGAUGAUCGCAAUUGGGGGAACUAUUGGAACUGGUCUCUUUAUCACGAGCGGUACAGCCCUCGCGGAAGCCGGUCCCGCCGGUGCCCUGAUCGCAUAUAUCUUCAUUGGUACAGUCGUCUUCUCCGUCAUGGUCUCUCUCGGUGAGAUCGCGACUUUUAUUCCCAUUACCGGUGCCUUCACUUCCUACGCCGCGCGAUUGAUCGACCCCAGUCUUGGUUUCUCUAUGGGUUGGAUCUACUGGUUUAAUUGGGCCUCUACUUUCGCAGUCGAACUUACAGCUACUGGAACGAUUAUACAAUAUUGGCGGCAAGAUCUGAACAUUGCGAUCUUUAUCGGAGUCUUCUGGGUCUUGAUCACGGCGUUGAACUUCAUGCCAGUCGGAUUCUAUGGCGAAGUGGAGUUUUGGUUCUCCACCAUCAAGGUUACGACGGUCAUCGGCUUCAUGAUCUUUGCGAUUUGUGUCGAUUGUGGUGUCGGAAAACAGGGCUACUUGGGCUUCCACUACUGGAAAGAUCCCGGCGCCUUUGCGUCAUACCUUGUCACAGACAACGAGUCGUUGGGCAAGUUCGUCGGUUUCUGGGCGGUGCUGAUCCAAGCUGGCUUCUCUUACCAGGGAACCGAGUUGGUCGGUAUCGCUGCUGGAGAGACCGAGAAUCCCCAGAAGACUGUCCCUUCUGCCAUUCGCAAGACUUUUGUCCGAAUCGGUCUCUUCUUCGUGUUGACGAUCUUUUUCAUUGGCUUGGUUGUGCCCUCUAACAACAAACGGCUCGCAUCUGGCACGACCAGCGGUGCGUCCUCGCCUAUGGUUAUCGCAGCUGAUCUUGCCGGCAUCUCAGUGCUCCCGAGUUUGAUCAAUGCCGUUCUUUUGACUGUGGUCUUGUCGGCAGCCAAUUCGAACGUGUACAGCGGUAGCCGUGUCUUGACCGGUUUGGCCCUUGAGGGCUUUGCUCCCAAAUUCUUCGCCAAGGUCACCAAGAAGGGUGUACCCUAUUAUAGUGUCGCUUUUACUGCUGCAUUCGGUCUUCUCGGUUUUAUGAACGUGUCCAACAAUGCAGUAACGGUGUUCAACUGGCUGGUCAAUCUCUCCAGUGUUGCUGGAUUCAUCACCUGGUCCUGCAUCAACGGAUGUCACAUUGCCUUCAUGCGCGCAUGUGCUGCGCGGGGAAUUUCACGCGAUGAUCUGCCCUACAAGGCGGUUGCCCAGCCAUGGCUGGCGUGGUAUGGUCUGUUCUUCAAUAUCUUGAUUGCUCUCACUCAGGGAUUCACCUCAUUCAUCAACGGCUUUAAUGUCUCCGAUUUCUUCGUGGCUUACAUUUGUCCGAUUGUGUUUGUUGUCCUUUAUGUUGGUCACAAGCUGUGGACACGCUCAUCUUUCAUUUCCGCUACCGAGGCUGAUCUUGAUACUGGCCGAAUCGAGUUUCACAAAGAGACCGAACUGCCUACCCCGUGGUACUGGCGCUUGUGGCACUGGGUUUCCAACUAA
Molecule: messenger RNA, 1677 nt
Organism: Penicillium odoratum
Lineage: Eukaryota; Fungi; Ascomycota; Eurotiomycetes; Eurotiales; Aspergillaceae
Product: putative amino acid permease (Can1)
Exons: 3
Coding region: 1-1677 (558 amino acids)
Biological process (GO): amino acid transmembrane transport
Cellular component (GO): membrane
Molecular function (GO): amino acid transmembrane transporter activity
Source: RefSeq, a predicted model, not a curated record